Messenger RNA from Colossoma macropomum (tambaqui), 6969 nucleotides. RefSeq names its product NLR family CARD domain-containing protein 3-like. The transcript is spliced from 12 exons. The record is from RefSeq and is a predicted model, not a curated record. Lineage: Eukaryota; Metazoa; Chordata; Actinopteri; Characiformes; Serrasalmidae. The coding region runs from base 1020 to 3953 and encodes 977 amino acids. Gene Ontology annotation, molecular function: protein binding.
UGCAUGAGCCAAGAAACUUACGAUAAUAUUAAACGUGGUUGCUUUUGUCGCAGCGUCAAGAGGAGAAAAAGACUGAUUUAAGACGGCCGUUCUGACCACCUCACACUAAACGAUCGAGUUAACUCCAGCAAGCCUCUCAUGAUUUUAUUCCGACACUGCAAAUUUGUCUGCGACAGUGAAAUCGCUUGAAAAGUCGUUUGGUGUAAAGCCGGAUUUAGGACCCUGACAUAAAAUAACGGACUGUCACACAAUCUGGCAUUAGACGUUGUACAGAGACUGUAGAAUGUGAGGUAUUGGUAAAGCGCAAUAAAGCACAUUUUCACAUUCCUAGAGUGUUUUUUUUUCCUGUUACACGUUCGCGUUACGUGUGAACGUGAAGAAUGUGGCACUUUCUAUAAUCAGGAAAUAAUGUCAUAGUAAAUAAGCAGAAUCUCUUGCUCACACUCUAGUCUCAAAGCAUCAAUACUUCACAUUCUGUGGUUUCUGUGACGGUGUAUAAUUCCAGAUGGAAUUCAACUGAAUCAUAUUUGUGUUUCGCAGAGACAGUUCACCGAUUUCCUCCUUUAAUACUGAAAGUGAAAGUUUAGUGCUGCUGAGCCGCCAUUUUCUUCAGGUACAGCAAAACGUUUGUCAAGAAGCUGCUGAUGAAAGGUGACAUAUUUUACUGAUUUUACUGGUAGAGGAAGAGGAGAUUCGACGUAGUGGAAAAUAUUUUUCUUUGUUGUGUCUGAAUGUGUUUUUUUUCAACGCUUGUGAAAAAAAGACAGUACGAAAACAAGAGGAAGGGAAAAAAGGAACAAACGCAGUAACGAACGUAGUUCCUUUACAUGACAACAGGAAUCAGGCUUCGUUUCUGGUUGUUCAUUUUCAGAAACAUUUACACUCAUUCAGGAGUUCUACACAGCAGUAAUUCUGAACUGACGGGAACGGUUUGCAUCUUCAUGAUAAAGUGAAGCUUAUUUUUAGAUAUUCUGGAGUGAAGUCCAUUCUUUAUGUGGAGACUCCACUAAUAUUCAAAGAUGGAGACCCCUCAUCAGGACUUAAAUAGCUUAAGCCAGAGUCUAGUCCUAUUAAAGAUAUCAGACUCUGCAGACCCCAGCUGUGAAUCCGUGAGGAGUGAUGAGUCUGUGGAUCAACCAGCAACAUUCAAAGAUGGAGACUCCUCAUCUGGACACAGUCCACAGCAGGUAAAGAGAUCAGACUCUCCAGUAUCCAGCUUUGUGUCCAUGAAGAGUGAUCUGUCUAUAAAUCAUCCAGUAACAAUCAAAGAUGGAGACCCCUCACCUGGACACAGUUUACAACAGGUAAAGAGGUCAGACUCUCCAGAACCCAGCUGUAUGUCCAUGAGCAGUGAUAAGUUUAUAAAUCUUCCGGUAACGUUCAAAGAUGAAGACCCCUCAUCUGGACACAGUUUACAGCAGGCAAACAGAUCAGACUCUCCAGAACCCAGCAGUGUGUCCUUGAGGAGUGAUGUGUCUAUAAAUCGUUCCGUAACAUUCAAAGAUGGAGACCCCUCACCUGGACACAGUUCACAGCAAGUAAACAGAUCAAACUCUCCAGAACCCAGCGGUGUGUCCAUGAGGAGGGCUGCGUCUAUGAAUCAGCCAGUAACAUUAAAAGACAGAGAUGCGUCAUCUGGACUCAGACAAGGCCAUGCUUCAAUGCACAUCCCAGAGAGUUUCAAAUUAAAUCUGAAAGAGAAGUUUCAGUGUCUGAAUGAGGUGACAACAAACCAGGGAAACCCAACACUUCUCAGUGAGAUCUACACAGAGCUCUACAUCACAGAGGGAGACUGUGGAGAGGUCAAUAAUGAACAUGAGGUCAGACAGAUCGAGGCAGCAUCCAGGAGAACAACAAUAGAGGAAACACCAAUCAAAUGCAAUGACAUCUUUAAGCCUUUAUCUGAACAAGACAAACCCAUCAGAACUGUGCUGACAAAGGGAGUCGCUGGCAUUGGAAAAACAGUCUCUGUGCAGAAGUUCAUUCUGGACUGGGCUGAAGAUAAAGCAAAUCAGGAUGUCCAGUUCAUAUUUCCACUUCCUUUCAGAGAAAUGAAUUUCGUGAAAGAUAAAAAACUCAGUUUGGUGGAUCUUCUCCAUGGAUGGUUUAAGGACAUUAACGAAACAGAUAUUUCAAAAUCACACAAAGCUCUAUUCAUUUUUGAUGGUUUAGAUGAGUGUCGUUUAGAUCUAGAUUUUCAGAGCACUGUGAGUUUGUGUGAUGUGACUGAAUCAGCCUCAGUGGAUGUGCUGAUUACAAACCUGAUCAAGGGGAAUCUGCUUCCCUCUGCUCUCAUCUGGAUAACUGCCCGACCUGCAGCAGCUGAUCAAAUCCCCUCUGAGUGUGUGGAUCGAGUGGCAGAAGUACGAGGGUUCAGUAACCCACAGAAGGAGGAGUACUUCAGGAAGAUAAUCAGUGAUCAGAGUCUGGCCAAUAGAAUCAUCUCACAUGUAACAACAUCAAGAAGCCUCUACAUCAUGUGUCACAUACCUGUGUUCUGCUGGAUUUCAGCCACUGUUCUAGAGAGAAUGCUGGGUGAAGCAGAGAGUGGAGAGAUCCCCAAAACUCUGACUCAAAUGUACACACACUUCCUCAUCAUUCAGACAAAAAUCAUAAGAGAAAAAUACACAAAAAAACAGAAUACAGAUGAAGACAUGCUUCUCAAACUGGGGCAACUGGCUUUUCAGCAGCUGAUGAAAGAAAAUCUGAUCUUCUAUGAGGAAGAUCUGAGAGAGUGUGGCAUCGAUGUUGAAGAAGCAUCAGUGUACUCAGGUGUGUGUACACAGAUCUUCAGAGAGGAAUCUGGGCUGCUCCAGAGUAAAGUGUACUGCUUUGUCCAUCUUAGCAUUCAGGAACAUCUUGCAGCUCUAUAUGUGCACCUGACCUUCAUGAACCAGAAGAGAAACGUGCUUCAACAGAGUCAGUCCUCUAAACUGAUGAGCCUCUUGAGAAAAGAAAUUACAAUCUCAGAUGUACACAGGAGUGCUGUGGAUCAGGCCUUACAGAGUAAGAAUGGACAUCUGGAUCUUUUCCUUCGCUUUCUUGUGGGUCUCUCACUGGAGUCCAAUCAGACUCUCUUACAGAACUUAGUGACACAGGCAGGAAGUAGCUCCCACAGCAAAGAGGAAACAGCUCAGUACAUCAAGAAGAAGAUCAGAGAGAAUCCCUCUGCAGAGAAAUCCAUCAAUCUGUUCCACUGUCUGAAUGAACUGGGUGACAGUGCUCUAGUUGAAGAAGUUCAGCAGUACUUGCAGACUGGCAAAACAAAGAAAAGGAAACUCUCUCCCUCACAGUGGUCAGCUGUGGUUUUCAUACUGUUGUCAUCAGAAGAAGAUCUAGAUGGAUUUGUUUUAUGGAAAUAUGGCAGAUCAGACCAUGUUCUUCUGAAGCUGCUGCCUGUCGUUGCAGAAUCCAGAACAGCUAAUCUUUUACGUUGCCGACUGACAAAGAAAAGUUGUGCAGGUCUGGCUUCAUUGCUCAGCUCAGAAUCCUCUCAUCUGAGAAAGCUGUAUCUAUCUCAGAAUAAACUAAGAGAUUCAGGAGUGAAGCUGCUCUGUGCUGGACUGAAGAAUCCUCUCUGUAAACUGGAGUCAUUGAGGUUGAGGGGAUGUAAUGUUACAGUUACAGGCUGUGCUGCUCUGAUUUCAGCUCUGAAAUCAAACCCCUCACAGCUGAAAGAGCUGCAUCUGUCUAAGAACAAAAUAGGAGAUGCAGGAGUGAAGCUGAUCUCUGCUGUACUGGAGGAUCCUCUCUGUAAACUGGAGGCACUGUGGCUGUGGGAUUGUAAAGUCACAGAUGAAGGCUGUGCAGUUCUGGCUUUAGCUCUGAAAUCGAACCCAUCACACCUGAGAGAGCUGAAUCUGCGUGAGAAUCCCCAAAUAAAGUCAGGACGUGAGCUGCUGUUAGCUCUUAAGCAUGAUGAACAUUACAGACUAGACGAACUAAUAAUGUGAUGUUGACAAUGUGUGUUGUUGAUCACAAAAGAGAUGACAUCAUGAGAAGAUGGAAGUGAUUUCUGAAUGUGAGUGAGGUGCUGCAGCAGCAGAGGGAGACACAGGGGGCCCGAUAUAUAAACUUUUUGAGGCAGUUUCAGGUGCAGUUUGGAUACAUUUUGCCUGCAUGUUAUGUGUGAUACUGGAGCCUGAACGUAAACACAGUUUAUGGGCUGUGGGCAUGGAAAACCAUAGGAUGCACUUCCUUCUCUUCCUCUUGCGUAUGAUUUUGAGGGAGGGCCAUGCAAAACGGGGGAGGAUUGCACAGAAAAUGGGGAAGAUGUUGGAUAUGUGGCUGAUUAUAUAUUCCUCUCGAUUUACCAAAUUUUGAGCAGCUCACAGUGGCCAGUUUUGCAUGUAUUUAUCUCUAUGAGACUCGUACUCGACAUGUACUGAAUUCAUAUCUAUCAAUCCAAUAGCAUUAUUUAAACUGUCAGGAACAGGUGCUUUUUUCAUUAUUAACUCAUAUAUUUAAUGCAGCACUAAGACUCUUUCUUAUGUAAAUCUAUUUUUACUCUGACGUGUUGGACUACUAUAGACAAUAUGAAAAUGAAUAAAACAGCAAAUAGAAAAACACAGGAUUUGACAAGUGAAUGCAGUACCUAUGCAAAUCUAACCUUUAUUCAAUUUUACUGUGCCACACUGAACCUGACUGUUACAGACCGUUUAAUUAUUGACUUCAAAUCUAAAGGCCUACAUAGCCUAAUGAAGAACCUGACUAAGUAUAUUACAUUUUAAGUAUAGGCCAGUUGUAUCAUUUCAAAUGUCUUUAAAAAUGCCUAUUUGGUUUGUAGUAGCUUUAUGAACCCUGCAAUAUGUGUUCAUUGCUAGGGCUGCAGUUUCUUUGUCGCAAAAUUCAUGAAACAGCCUCCAGAUGUACCUGAGAGAGAAGACAGGCAGUGUGUGCACAGUCUUUGUUUCACAAAGUCUGUUUGUGUAGCCAGAGUGAAGUGACACCACUGUAGUAUGUUUUGGUGGGAAAUAACUUUAUUUCAAGACUCGUCAUGAUUGAACUUUCAGUUUCUGUUUGUUGAUGGCCCCGAUAUUUUGCCUCUAGAAGAACACACACUUGAUACACAGGAUAUUUCAUGUUCAGUGAUAAACGUCAUGUAGUAAGUUCACCGAAGUUUAUUUCUUUUUAAUGUUGAAAUAUUAAACAUAUAUGUUUUGAAUAUGUGCUGUUCUAACACUGCGGCCACUCCACCAUACUUCACUCUUUAAGUACACAUAUUUUGUUUAGGAGUGACAGACUACAAGAUCCUGUCUCGCGGGUUUUUAUACAUUUUAUACAGAAUUUAGUUCUACACUGCAAAAAAUUGUUUAUUGGCAAGUAGAAUCGUCUUAAAUCUAGUCAAUAUGUCUAAUUUUCCUCAUUUUAAGAUGGUUGUAGGCUUAUAAUUAAAUUAUUUAAUUUAUGUAUCAACAUUUUUUACUUGUUUUGAGUAAUUUUAUUAAGCAGAAUCAUCUCACUAUAUUGGCAGAUAAUUUUGCUUAUUUUAAGAAAUAUGCCUGAAACCUGCAAAAUCAUCUGCCAAUAAAGUGAGAUAAUUUUACUUAACAGAAUUACUUUAAACAAGCAAAAAAUAUCUAAAAAUAAGUUUCAGAAUAGGAUAAUAUUUGUACAACUGUCUCAAAAUAAGAAACAACACAUAUUUGGACUAGGUUUAGACUGAUUACUCUUUAGAUAUCAUUUUUUGCAGUGUAAUUUUUUUUUCAUUCUUUAUAACUACUAAAGUGUGUGCAAUUACAAGUUACUUUUUUAGUAUAACUAUAUACAUAAAAGUUUAAAAGUUUUUAAUUUUUGUUUUAUUUUGCUUUAAAAUUUGGGAUUGAUGGAAUUGAUUUCAUAUCCACUUUUGUUGAGAGUCUAAUUGGAGGUUCUUUAGCUUUUAUUGGAACAGUGUUGGGUGUGAUUUUCAGAUGUAAUUUCAAAUUUGUAUUUCUUAAACUUUCUUUUCGGAUUAAAAGUGAUGAAGACAGAUGUUUGGAGAACUGGAGAGGUUCUGACUGUUAUCAGUUCUGAGCUCAUACAGGGAGAACAUGAGCAUCAGUUUCACUCUUGUACUCCGAAGAUCUCUGCCGUUCCUCUCUGUGCUCUAAUUAAGCUCAUUUGAUUAGAAGUCUGUCACUGCUGCUGUGUCUCUUUAUUACACUGAAACAACUCUUUCUUUCUGAUUUGGUCGUGAAAUGAGGAAAUAAUUUUUUCUGCUGUAGUUUAGUGCUGGAACUUUGAAGCUAAUGUUGCUAACAAAUAAAGAAGUAACAUGAGAACUAGUUCAUUAAAAGUGUCUUAAUUAAUCUACUCAUUUACUGUUUGUGUUACUUCUGUUAAAGCGAUAAUUUCCAUUAUUAAUUAUACUGCAAACUCAUGACCUGCUCAAAGAAUUAAGUAUGUGGCAGUUCGCCUUCUCUGUUCUAUUCUAUCCUUCUUUGUUCUAUUAUUAAUUAAAUAUAGGGUUUACAUGAUUUGUACAUCAUUGUGCUUAUUUUUAUUUACAUUUUGGACAACUUUUGUUGUACUUGUUAGUUUUCAAGUUAAAUAUUACAUGAGUAAACACAAUUAUCAGUUAAUUAGCAGUGUAAUGACUAAUCAGUAAUUAAGCUAUGAACUAAUAUUAAAAUAAACUGUUAGUCAACAGUGCACUUAAUUACUCAUUACUGAAUACAUAAUCAGUUAUUCAGUAAUGACUAAUCCUUAAUGAACACAAUAUAUAAAUAAGAAAUCUUUUAAUAUUUUCAAAAUCUUAAAGGUUUACAAUAAAAUACUUUAAAUUUGUUGUAACACUUGUUGUACAAAUGUACACAAAUGUAUUAAACUCUCUGUAGAAAAUGCCAAGAAAGUGUAAAACUGCAUCAAGACAAAGUUGUGUGUGUGUGUGUGUGUGUGGUGGGGUACUUUAAAUAUUCUAAAGUAUAACAUUUUUAUUAUCAUUAUAAUAUAGGUUUCAAUUCAAUAAACACUUUUUUGAUCACUGUA